AUGGGAAAAGGGAAGCACUAUGGGAAAAGUUGUGUUUCACUAGAUUCAGCCUUGCCACAAGAAUGCACACUGGUUUUGAUCAACCCAGGGCAUAUGAUUGAUAGUGUUUUUAUCAAAGGAACAGAUCAAGCAGACUAUAAAGCACCACAAGGUUGUAUGUCUCCUUCCUUGUUAUCUUCAUCUGCUUCUUUUGAAUCAAUUAUCCCCAGUUGGCAUGAUGAUUCAGAACAUGAAUUCCCGGAUCCUUGGCAGUUAUCAAGCAGAUUCAACCCAUUGUCAAGAAAUGAUAGAGAAAGCGGGCUGUUUUCAUUGAAAUAUAAAGAUAGAAAAUCAAUAUCAUGGAAGACUGGAAUCCGGUUCCUUUAUUCGGUUAACAUGGCUUCCCUUAUUGACGAAAUCUCCGCCCUUCUCAUGCCAAUAACUGUGUACCUAACAAAGGUGUGGUCUGGAAAGGCUGCUGAGGUGGGCAUGAUUGAUGGUAUGAUGAUGGGGCAGACUGUCCUUGCUGAGUUGCUUCGGGAAGUGGAAAUCAAGAAUAAAAUCACUUACAGAAGACGUUUAGGUUCCUCAAAUUCAAGAGCAAUGGAAAACAAGCCAGGAUGGAGGGCCAUUUCUUACAUCUUGGGAAAUCAAAUAGUUGAGAGGAUUGCAACAUUAGGAAUGAUGGCAAAUUUCAUGGUGUAUUUGUUGCAAUUCUUCAACUUGGGUCAGACUGCUGCAGUAAAUGUUCUUGGCGCAUGGAAUGGAGUUAGCAAUUUAAUACCAAUUAUUGGUGCCUGUGUUGCUGAUGCUUAUCUAGGCAAAUUCAAAACCAUUGCCAUUUCAUCAUUUGGAACACUACUGGGCAUGGUGAUACUAACAUUAACAGCGUGGGUGCCACAACUUCAUCCUCCAAGUUGCACUGGAACUGAGCACUGUGUUCCUCCGACGAGUUCUCAACUUGGGUUCUUGAUUUUAGGACUUGGCUGGCUGGCUCUGGGCACAGGGGGGAUUGGACCAUGCACUAUUCCCUUUGCCAUUGAUCAGUUUGACACAACUUGCUCUGAAGGAAGGAAAGGAGUGAACAGAUUCCUUAAUUGGUUCUACAUUUCACAGACAGUUGUUAUGUUGAUAAGUCUGACAGCAGUUGUUUACCUCCAGAGCAAAAGCUGGAUCUUGGGUUUUGCAAUACUAAGUCUUCUCAUGUCAUUUUCAAUUAUCAUAUUUUUUGUUGGAGCUAGCGUUUAUGUUUAUAUUCCACCAGAGGGGACCAUAUUUUCUGGUAUUGCUCAGGUGUUUGUUGCAGCUUAUAAGAAGCGUCACCUCAAAAUUCCAGUAAUAGAAGAUGAGGGUCUUUACUAUGAUCCCCCGGUGGAUGCAAAAACACUACUGAAGAUGCCCUCAACCCAACAACUCAGGUGUUUAAACAAAGCUGCCCUGAUAGGAGACAAUGAACUUGACGCAAGAGGUGGUGUAAAAAAUCCAUGGAGACUUUGCAGCAUUCAGCAAGUGGAAGAAGUCAAAUGUUUGAUAAAAAUGCUUCCAAUCUGGGCUUCUGGUAUUCUUUGCUUGAUUCCCGUAAUACAACAAGGCACCUUCCCAGUAUCGCAGGCCUUGAAAAUGGACCGUCAUCUUGGAGCAAACUUCACACUUCCACCUGCAACCUACAACGUGGUGUCCCUAAUCACAGUUGGCAUAUUCCUCCCAUGCUUUGACCUCUUUAUGCAACCAGCAUUAGCAAAAGUGACCAAAAAAGAGGAGGGUCUGACGAGCCUUCAGAAGAUAGUGAUCGGUGAUAUAUGCUCAGUUCUCACAAUGCUAAGCGCUGGCUUGGUGGAGUGGCGAAGAAGGGGUGUGGCAAUCUCACAUGGUGCACCUGAUGGGGUUGCCCCCAUGAAUGCAAUGUGGCUGGCACCACAAUUUGUGUUCUUGGGAUUGUGUGAGAUGUUUACCCUUGUUGGACACUUUCAGUUCUACAGCACGGAAUCACCAGAGAAAAUGAAAAGCAUAGGAAAUUCGUUGCAGUAUCUUGUGAUGGCUUUUUCAAUUUACGUUGGCACGCUGAUGGUGAACGUGGUGCACCAAGUGACUCGAAAGCGUUGGGGAAUUGAUUGGCUCAACGAUGACAUCAACGCUGGCAGAUUGGACUACUAUUACUUCCUCGUAGCAGGAUUUGCUGCAAUGAAUCUUUUCUACGUCUUGCUCUGUGUUAAAUGCUACCAUUACAAGGUCGUCAUCGUCAAAGUAGAAGUUGAAGACAGUCCUUUAUUGAGCCCUUUAGCUGUGUUGUAAUGUAAACGGUUCUGGUCUAAAGUUCAAAUGACUCAACUUUGUUUUGAAAUUGAACAUAGAUUUGGGAUAGUGAAUUUAAAGGAAAAAACUAAGUGAAA
Molecule: messenger RNA, 2369 nt
Organism: Vigna radiata var. radiata (mung bean)
Lineage: Eukaryota; Viridiplantae; Streptophyta; Magnoliopsida; Fabales; Fabaceae
Product: protein NRT1/ PTR FAMILY 2.13-like
Exons: 10
Coding region: 1-2271 (756 amino acids)
Biological process (GO): transmembrane transport
Cellular component (GO): plasma membrane
Molecular function (GO): transmembrane transporter activity
Source: RefSeq, a predicted model, not a curated record